GCCUCAGCUUCAGCUUUAAAACCACAGAGUAAUUCACACAAGAAGAAGCACACAACAGAAAGGAAGUGAAGAAAAAACUAAGAUGAAGAGAUAUGUGGAAUGGUAUCCAAUCUUUGUGAUGUUGUCAAUUGAUUUUGCUUUCGCGAUAAGUAAUAUACUUCUUAAGAAGAUUAUCAUGGAUGGUAUGAACCAUUUGGUCUUCAUCACUUAUCGACAGUCAGUUUCGACUAUAUUUUUAGCCCCUAUUGCUUUUUUUCUUGAAAGAAAUACUAGACCUAAACUCACCUCUCGAAUCUUGUGCUACCUAUUCUUGAGUGCAAUUGUUGGGGCAUCUCUUACACAAUACUUAUUCCUUCUUGGCAUACAAUACACUUCUGCAACUUUUGCAUGUGCCUUUGUCAACAUGGUUCCGGUGAUAACAUUCCUUAUGGCAUUACCUUUCGGGUUAGAGACAAUUAACACAAAAGAUAGAAGUGGAAGAGCCAAAGUGAUUGGUACAUUGAUAUGCCUCGGAGGCGCCUUGUUAUUGACAUUUUACAAAGGCAUUCCUUUAAUCCAUUUUUCAGACCAACAAACUGCAUCUCAAUCAAUGGAAGAGCACAAUAGUUCCUCUAAAAGAAAAGAACGAUGGAUUUUUGGCUCGUUGAUCUUAUUUGCUGGAACGCUUUUGUGGUCCUCGUGGUUCCUUCUUCAAUCAAAUAUUGGAAAGAAAUAUCCAUGUCAAUACUCUAGCACUGUUAUUAUGACCUUCUUCAGCGCCAUACAAUCAGCUAUCUUAACUUUUUCUAUUAAUAGAAGACUUUCCAUUUGGAUUCCAAAGGAAAUGAUCGAUAUGUUGAGUGUCAUUUAUACUGGGUUAAUUGGUUCCGGCUUAUGCUAUGUUGGAAUGUCAUGGUGUGUUAAGAAGAGGGGACCUGUCUUUACUGCAGCAUUCAGUCCUCUAGUUCAAGUUAUGGCAGCGAUGUUAGACGUUCCCUUUCUACACGAGCAACUCAAUCUCGGAAGUGUGAUGGGAUCAGUUAUUGUAAUCGUCGGACUAUACUUUCUACUAUGGGGCAAGACUAAAGAAAUUCAGAAAGUUCCUCAAGAAACUGCAGAGAAAAAGGACAAGGAGCUAAGGUUUCAAGUUCAUGAAUCCAACGAUGAACGCGCGAUUCCUUGAUAUCAACCUCUCUGGAAAUAUUUCUAUAGUUUCUUUGAACUAAGUUUUCUUCCUAAACAUGUAACUAUGAACUAAAUUUUGUUAUAUUUUCAAGAACCAACUUCAAAGAAUCAAGUCUAUACCUUAAUCGGAUGGACAUGAGAGAUUCUUGCCACUGUAAAAGUACCAAGAAAGAAAAAUCUAAGGAUAUGAUGAUAACAUAGAAGAAAGAACUAUAGUAGCAAGUUGUAAUUAUCAUUUUUGAAAAUACAAAUUACAGUAUUCUGCAUU
Molecule: messenger RNA, 1432 nt
Organism: Nicotiana tabacum (common tobacco)
Lineage: Eukaryota; Viridiplantae; Streptophyta; Magnoliopsida; Solanales; Solanaceae
Product: WAT1-related protein At3g30340
Cellular component (GO): membrane
Molecular function (GO): transmembrane transporter activity
Source: RefSeq, a predicted model, not a curated record